AUUUUAUUCACUUCUCGACCCGAGUUCCUUCCGACGCUGUGCCCUAGCAUUUUAUUCACUUCUCGCCGCGAGUUCCUUCCGACGCUGUGCCGCAGAUUCUCUUCUUCCCGACGCUGCCCACUCCCUCUUCCUCCCGACGCUAGGACGCUACUCGCCGCAGAUCCUCUCCCUCUCUGUGCCCUAGCGCCCCUUCCCCCCUCCCUAUCUCCUCUUCUUCCCGACGCUAGGAAACUACUCGACGCAGAUCCUCUUCCUCCCGACUUCCUCCCGACGCAGCCCCAACUCGCCGCAGAUCCUCUUCCUCCCGACUUCCUCCCGACGCUACCCCCUGCAGAAGCCCUCCUCUUCCUCCUUCCCUGUGCCCUAGCACCCCUUCCUCCCGACGCUGUGCCCUAGCUCCUCUUCCUCCAGCUCCUCUUCCUUCCGACGCUGCCGUAGAUAAGCAAUUACAACCUUCCAACACUUCCAGAAGCAACAAGUUAGGUUCUCGAAGCCCUUUGACUAUUUUUCACACAAGGAAGAUCUAGGAAGCGAACGGUGAAAAAGAAGAUAUUUACCAAUUCGGCCUCAUUCUUCUAGAGAUUGUCUCAGGGAAACCUCCAGGGUCUAAUACUCAGGAUCUGUGGUAGAAUAAAUACAUUCAAGAAUCUAGCAAUAACAUGUCAACCGGUCCUGGCCUAGAGUCAUUGGUAAACCAAACUAUCUCAAUCAUCACAAAUGAUGGGCGCAUCAUUGUUGGAACUUUGAGAGGCUUUGACCAGGCAACAAAUAUCAUCCUUGAUGAAUCACAUGAGAGAGUUUACUCCACUAGGGAAGGGGUACAACAACUCGCCCUCGGGUUGUAUAUUAUAAGAGGGGAUAACAUAAGCGUUGUUGGAGAGUUGGACGAAGAGCUGGAUCUAGUGAAUGACUUGUCCAAAAUUAAGGCACAUCCCCUUAAGCCUGUAAUACAUUAAAUGGUGGAAGUACUGAUGCUGAUGCACACACAAUAUUAGAUGUUGAACUAUACACUGCAGUUCUUAAAAAUCAGGGGAUUCUUGCAUGUUUGUAGAAUGUUUUUUGUUCUUCAGAAACCUAGUUGUGUAGCAACCCUCACCGUGAGUGUUUGCUAUGCCAAUUGAAAAUGUCAGCUGUUUAUCAGCUCGAAGAAUCAGUAUUCAUUUUCUGAACAUCUUUAAAUAACCUUAUUUGCUGA
Messenger RNA from Zingiber officinale, 1195 nucleotides. Its product is annotated as sm-like protein LSM8. NCBI's taxonomy places the organism in Eukaryota, Viridiplantae, Streptophyta, Magnoliopsida, Zingiberales, Zingiberaceae. Gene Ontology annotation, biological process: mRNA splicing, via spliceosome. The transcript is spliced from 8 exons. Gene Ontology annotation, molecular function: RNA binding. The record is from RefSeq and is a predicted model, not a curated record. Gene Ontology annotation, cellular component: U6 snRNP; precatalytic spliceosome; U4/U6 x U5 tri-snRNP complex. The coding region runs from base 660 to 956 and encodes 98 amino acids.